GUUGGUCCAUCUGAUAUCACUAAAAUUGGUCCGGAGACUCAAAUCAGAAGAAUGCACGCUUUCCUGUCUGUCACAUUCUUUUUAGGACUUCACCAUGGAGCAUUGGCUUUCGUUUCGCAUCUGAAUCCAGCAUCCUUCACCACAAAGUUCGUCACUACUCGUUUCCUGUCAGAGCGAGAAAAUCAUGCGAUUCAGACUAACAGCGAUACCUCGCGACGACAAUUCUUUGAGCGGGUAAAACACAGUGCGGCUACCAUUCCAGCGCUAGCUACCGGUUUCUCAUUCCCUGCAAGCAAUGCUCGUGCCGCAUCUCUCGGUGGUGCCGUGGACCUCCCCCCUAUGGGUCUCGGUGCUUGGGCUUGGGGCGAUUCUCUCUUUUGGGGCUACGACAAGAAGAACGACGAAGAGCUCCGGCAGGUUUUUGACUACGCCAUUCAAAACUCCAAAUCAAAAACCACACUGCUAGAUACGGCCGAGCUGUACGGCUUGGGGCGUUCUGAAUCUUUGAUAGGUGGUUUUAGCAAGCCUUACGACCAAUCUAAAAUUCAGGUCGCGACCAAAUUCGCUGCCCUGCCUUUCCGCACCAAAUCGCAAGACGUUGUGAAAGCUUGUGAAGCUUCUUUGAAGAGACUCGGACGUCCGAUUGACUUGUACCAGAUUCACUUCCCGAACGGCUGGUCCAACGAGGAAUAUUGGGAUGGCUUGGCCACGGCCUACGAAAAGGGCCUCGUGAAGGCUGUUGGCGUGUCUAACUACGGUGUAGACGCGGUCCGAGCUUGCCACACGGCCUUGGAGAAGCGCGGUAUACAGCUCGCUACUAAUCAAAUUCAGCUCAGCUUACUUUACCCCUAUCCACUCCAAAAUGGUCUGAUGCAAGCUUGCGACGACCUUGGAAUAAAAGUCCUUUCCUAUUCACCGCUGGCUUUGGGCUUCUUAACGGGCAAGUACACCAAGGAAUCGGAUCCACCCAAGGGACCGCGUAAGAGUGUCUACACAAGUCUUUUGAGUACGCCGGAUUACGAAAAUCUCUUGGCUACCAUGAAGGAUGUGGCGGCGGGACACCCGAAUGCCAAUACCGCCCAAGUCGCCCUCAACUGGACUCGUGCCAAGAACAGCAUUCCGAUCCCUGGUGCUCGGAGUGUCAAUCAGAUUCAAUCCAACUACGGUGCGUUGGAUUGGAAUCUUUCGCCAGAGGAAGUAACGAUUCUUGACUUGGCGGCUGCGAAAGUACAGACUUUUACCAAACCUAGUGCCGUUCCGUUUGCCAAGAAAGAUAUCAAUACAGGCUUGGUAAUGUUUGAUUCGUAG
Molecule: messenger RNA, 1308 nt
Organism: Phaeodactylum tricornutum CCAP 1055/1
Lineage: Eukaryota; Bacillariophyta; Bacillariophyceae; Surirellales; Neidiaceae
Exons: 1
Coding region: 52-1308 (418 amino acids)
Cellular component (GO): cytoplasm
Source: RefSeq, a predicted model, not a curated record